UACAACCAAAUCCUAAUCUGACUCUAACUCUCUGCACAGCACGGAGAGGAAGAGAAAAAAAAAAGGUGUAGCUGUCCCUCUCUGGCAUAAGCAAAUGGAGUAGAAAAGCUGACGCCAGAUUUUCUCGAGAACAUGAGAGAAAGGAAAAGAAAAGAGACUGAGCUUCACCGCCCUUUCUUCAGCACUUUUUUCUCCAUUGUUCGUAAUCCUGUGCGUCAGCCCAUUUUAUAAAUCUGCUUGUGUUUAUAGAAAAACAAAAUUCAUCAAAUCUAAAAAGAUUUUGCAGUGCCAAGGGUUUUAUUGUCCUUAGCAAGCUCAUUGAGGCGGACAAUAUUCAGUGUUGGUUGAGGGGGAAAAUUUAUAAAAAGUUGGAAACUUUGAUUUUCCAACUGAUGCUUUCAUGCCUUCUAAGUCGGUUGUCAAACUUAGAUGGAUGCUACUUCUUCUGAAUCAAAUAGCAACACCCAAAGUGACCAAUACCCCUUGUUGAUGGAACAAAUGGAUAGCCAUAAUGAUCACGAGCACAUAAUCAACUUAACAAGAAAUGAUGAUGCUUCAUCAAGCUCAUCCCAUGAUGGUCGGCCUCCUGAAAUUGACUUACCUCUGCAUGAAGAUAGAUCAUCAGGUGGCCCCACUCAUCAAACUUCAUCUUCCUUAAAUGGAUUAAACUCUAGGAAUUCAACAUUUACAAGGAGAAGUGAUGGGUAUGACCGUCGGCGCAGGAGCCCAUUGAACUCUGCACUAUGGAUUUCCAUUGAGCUAUUUGUCACUGUGGGUCAGAUUAUAGCCUCUAUUGUUGUUUUAUCAUUGUCAAGAGAUGAAAACCCACAAGCCCCAUUAUUUGCAUGGGUUGUGGGCUAUGCAUCUGGUUGUGUUGCUACACUUCCCAUUCUUUACUGGCGUUUUCGUAACCGCUACCAGAGUGCCCAACAAGAUUCUGUUCAGUCACAUCAAGGCUCUUCCCAAGACAAUCCUCCUGACUCAUCUUAUACAGCCAUUUCUGUUUCUCAAGCUUCAGAUGAGGAGAACUUUCGCAAUACAGAAUCAACCACAAUGAAUGGUCAAGCCGCAAGACCAUUAGGUGCACGCAGGUUCAAUGGAUUAAUGGACCAUUUCAAGAUGGCUUUGGAUUGCUUCUUUGCGGUGUGGUUUGUUGUGGGCAAUGUGUGGAUAUUUGGAGGUCACUCUACUCCCACCGAUGCUCCCAAAUUGUACAAAUUAUGUAUAGUAUUCCUUACUUUUAGCUGUAUAGGAUAUGCCAUGCCAUUCAUACUAUGUGCAACAAUUUGUUGCUGCUUGCCUUGCAUAAUCUCUCUCCUUGGAAUUCGGGAGGAUUUUUCUCAAACUAGAGGAGCCACUGUAGAAUCUAUCAAUAGUUUGCCAACCUACAAGUUCAAGUUACAGAAAAGUGAGAAUGUCAAUGUUCAUGACAACUCAGGGACUGAUGAUGGUGGAGUCUUGGCUGCAGGGACUGAAAAGGAACGUGCAAUAUCAGGAGAAGAUGCGGUUUGCUGUAUUUGCUUGAAUAAGUAUGUCGAUGACGAUGAGCUGAGGGAACUCCCCUGCACCCAUUUCUUCCAUGUGGACUGUGUGGACAAGUGGUUGAAGAUCAAUGCAUCAUGUCCCCUCUGUAAAAGCGAACUUGGUGAGAGUAGUGGUGCUCCGCCAUUAGCCAGAGACUCCAGCCAACACUAGAGCAAGUUAGAAUGAUAGGUAAUGGAUUGAUCAGCCAUUGGAUUUUGCAUGUCUGGGGUAGAUACCUCAAAUGCACUCGUUUUCAACAAACUAAAUUUUGUUUCACAGAGAUGGAAAGGGCAACAGCAGGUUUUUUCGGUCCUAGCAUUGGCUUUUAAGUCUAUUUAAUUGUUUGUAAUUGCGCUAUACAGGACAAGCUUCCCACCUGAAAUAGCCCGCCGUUCUGUGAAAAUAAAAAAAGUAAUCUUCUUUGGUGUUGCUAUUA
This is a messenger RNA of Hevea brasiliensis (rubber tree), 1960 nucleotides long. Its product is annotated as E3 ubiquitin-protein ligase At1g63170. Lineage: Eukaryota; Viridiplantae; Streptophyta; Magnoliopsida; Malpighiales; Euphorbiaceae. Bases 430 to 1695 code for a protein of 421 amino acids. The transcript is spliced from 5 exons. The record is from RefSeq and is a predicted model, not a curated record.